Salarias fasciatus (jewelled blenny) is the source of this 4649-nucleotide messenger RNA. RefSeq names its product kinesin family member 15 (gene kif15). Lineage: Eukaryota; Metazoa; Chordata; Actinopteri; Blenniiformes; Blenniidae. The record is from RefSeq and is a predicted model, not a curated record. Gene Ontology annotation, molecular function: microtubule motor activity; microtubule binding; ATP binding. The transcript has 35 exons. The coding region runs from base 87 to 4229 and encodes 1380 amino acids. Gene Ontology annotation, biological process: microtubule-based movement.
GGGAUGUAAACAGAGUUUCCUCUUCUGCGUCGACAUGCGAUAAAUAAAUUUAUUUCACCUCCUAACGGCGAAUAUCUGUGUCUGCAAUGACUUCCAGCGGAAGAGGAUCUGCUGAUUCAACGCAGCUUUCUGCCAGCGGCGACACUGAUUCCAUCAAAGUUUUCGUUCGAGUGCGACCUCUGACCCAGGGCACGGGGUUAACCACAGAUGGAGAUCAGAAUCUGUGUCUCACGGUCACCUCCCCCAACACCAUCCGUCUCCUCUCCAAACCGGAGCCACGGACCUUCAUCUACGAUCAUGUGGCAGACAUGGACACAUCUCAGGACUCUGUUUUCACCUGUGUGGCCAAGAAUAUUGUUGAGUCUUGUAUGAAUGGAUAUAAUGGUACAAUAUUUGCCUAUGGACAAACAGGCUCAGGGAAAACCUUCACUAUGCUGGGACCGUCUGAUCUGGACAACUUCACACAUGAGUUACGGGGUGUUAUUCCUCGAAGCUUUGAGUACCUGUUUUUUCUCAUUAGCAGAGAAGUUGAAAAGUCUUCCCAGUCAAAGAGUUUCCUGUGCAAGUGUUCAUUUAUUGAGAUUUACAACGAACAAAUCUACGACCUCCUGGACACGGCCUCCGCCAGCCUUUUCCUCAGGGAGAACAUCAAGAAGGGCGUGUUUGUUGAGGGAGCUGUGGAGAAGUUUGUCAACUCAGCCGCUGAAGCCUACCAGGUGCUGUCGAUGGGCUGGCGCAACCGACGUGUGGCCUCCACGUCAAUGAACCGAGAGUCCUCGCGAUCACAUGCUGUGUUUACGAUGACUUUGGAGUCCAAAGAGUCGAUCAAUGAAGUGGUGAACAUCCGCAUGUCCCAGCUGAACCUGGUUGACCUGGCAGGGUCUGAGAGACAGAAGGACACCCACACGGAGGGCUCCAGACUCAAGGAAGCCAGCAGCAUCAAUCGCUCCCUCAUGUGCCUGGGCCAGGUGAUCAUGGCCCUGGUGGACGUCUCCAAUGGGAAAAACCGCCACAUCUGCUACAGGGACUCAAAACUGACCUUCCUGCUCAGAGACUCACUCGGUGGAAAUGCAAAGACUUUCAUCAUAGCCAACGUGCACCCUGGUUCAAAGUGUUUUGGAGAGACUCUGUCCACCUUACAGUUUGCCCAGAGAGCAAAGUUAAUCAAAAACAAGGCUGUCAUCAACGAGGACACUCAGGGGAACGUCAGGCAGUUACAGGCGGAGGUGAAGAAGCUGAAGGAGCAGCUUGCACAUGCGAUGGCUUCUCAGGGAGUCGACUGUGGCAGAAACGUCGCACCUGGAGGACCUGAAGUCCCCACAGCAGGUGAAGAUGUACAACACGAUAUGUUGUAUAAAGCGAAGUUCGUGUCUGCAGUUCAUCUGUGGAAGAGGCAGGAUGAGGAGAUAAAGAUCCUUCUCACGAAGGUGGCUCAGCUCAAGGAGGCCUGUUCACAAAAGGACAAGUUCGUUGAAUCCAGCAAAAUGAUCACCAAGUUUCGGGAAGAGCACAUCUCUCGCCUUGAGAAGAAGCUGAAGGCUGGACAAAGCUCGCUGUCAGACGAGGAGUCCCAGACGAUAAACCAGCUGAAGGAAGAGAUUAAGAUCCUGAGACAUCAGGUUGAACAUCAUCCAAAGAUGACUCGAUAUGCUGCAGAGAAUUACAGCCUGAGGCAGGAAAACAGUCAGCUCCGUUCCCUUGAGUGGGUGACGAAAGCCCAAGAAGCUGAAGCUGAAGUUGCUGCUGAGUUGGAAGAAGCUUUUCAGAAGGUUCUGGAGUCUGAAGGUCUUACAGACGGUGCAGUCGUCCCCUCAGCCUCCGUGGCUUCAGAUAACGCAGCUGCCGUGGAGAGACUGAAUGCUAAACUGCUUCAGAAACAGUCGGACCUCACAGCCGCUCUUCAAGCCUUUGACGAGUACAAAGAAGUCACCAAGAAACAGAUGUCGCAGUUGGAAUCCGACAAAAGAUAUCUCGACAAGUCCAACAAGCAUUUGGAGAAUAUUUUGAAGGCUACAAACGAUUACAAAAACAAGGAGGUUUCUGAGCUGAACAGAAUCCACGUUGAAACUAUAAAGAUUCUCAGCACACCCACCAAAGCGUACAACCUGCGGUCGCGUUUGGUGCCUCUGUCCAGCCCGGAGCACCUGAACGGGACGGAGUGCGUCUCAGACGGCAUCUGGGCCGAGGAGCCGCCGUCAGACAUGGCCGAAAUGGCCUUGACAGAAGAACUGAGACAAGUCCAGGAGAACGCCAGUCACGUCCAGACGCAGCUGAACGAAGAGGAGCUGAAGAACAACAAGCUGACGCAGCAAAUUGUCAAACUUGAGGAGCAGAUUGUUUUGAUGUCUCAAGAGUUGGAAAGCAAAGAUCAGCUCAUCGCCACAGAGAGAGCGAACAGGAACAGUGAUCAGCUGACCGCUGAGGAGACGAUUAACAGCCUGCAGCAGAGCCUGCAGUCUGAACAGCAAGCCGCCGAAGUUCUGAGGACUGAGAUCCGUGAUCUCCGCCUGGUGCUGGAGUCGUCCGACAAGGAGCUGCAGUCCGUGAAGAAUGAGCUGAAAGACGGGCAGAGCGAGCAGCAGAGAGAGAUGAGCCAGCUCUCCAGCAGCCUGAUCGCCACACAGCUUCAGCUCGACAAAGUCCGGCUGGAGUGGGAGCAGCUGCUUGAGCAGCAUCGAGCUCUGCAGGAUUCGUUCGACCAGCUGCAGGCCGAGGCCAAGUUUGACGCCGAUCAGGCCAAAGAGCAGAUGACAGUCAGCCAGCAGGAAAUUGAAGAAUUGAAGACGCAGGUCUUGGAAUUAAAUAUUUCUUUACAAACUGAGCAAGAGCGAGCAAACGCUCUGAUCGCUCAGUUAAGAGAAAACAAAGAAAGCACAUCGAAAGAACUGAUUGAAACUGUGGAGCACAAUGCACACCUCAAGAAACAGAUCUCCGAUUUGACAGCUCAGAAUCAGCAGCAGAUUUCCAAGCUUGCUGAUCUUGAGCAAAACCUCACCUCUGCCAAUGAACGGAUCAAAAGCCUGCAGCAGAAGACCGAGCAGGACAGCGAUGUCGUCUUGGAUCUGAUCAACCAAACCAGAGACCUCCGCAGCGAGCUGAGCCAGAAGGACCAGACCAUCAGCCACCUCACUGAAGACUUCAGAGACAUCUCGGUCAAAUACAACGCCGCCUGCCUCGAACGGGAAGACGUCAGAGAGCAAAACUCUAAGCUGCAGGCCGAAAUCUCUGACAUGAAGUUAACUGUAGAAAAGAACACGGCAUCAAACAAAAUAGAGGUGGAGGUGCUGGAGGAGGAGCUGCUUUACGCCACCAAGGAGGUGGAAAGACUCACCAAGGUGUUGGAUGAGCUGAACAGCCUCCUCCUCGCAUCCCAGGAGCAAACCGCCCAGAAAGACGCCAUCAUCCAGGAUCUGAGGCAGAGGGUCCAACAGCAGCAGGAUGCGGUGGAGAAAACAGUCAGAAACGGGAUCUUCAAACCUCUCACUGAGCUGACAGUCACUCCCAAGUCAUCAGCGCUGACGCCUCGUACCCCAGUAAGCCUCAACAGGGAAGUGUCCGAGAUGCUGGAGAGCCAGGAGCGAGAGCUGGAGAACCGGCGCUCCUCCAUGAUGACCAUGGAGGUCCUGUUAGCAGAGCUGAACGCCGAGAGAACCGCCAAGAACGAGGAGAUCGAACGGCUUAAGAUGCAGUUGUCUGAGAAGGAGAUGAUGCGAAUGGAGAUUCAGGCUCUGCUCAAUGAGUUUUGCAUCGAGCAGAGCCACUCGACGCAGAACGGAAACCAAAACGGCGAGGGGUUGAAUGACGCCGUCAAACUGUCCCUGCUGAAAGAGCUGCAGGAGGAGAGAGCAGAGAAGAGCAAAAUGAAGCAGAAGCUGUGCGACGCUCAGAAGAGGAUGCAGACUCAGGAGUCCAUGCUGGCCCAGUCUCAGACCUGCGUCCAGGAGCUGACCACGGAGCUGAGGAACCGCUGCCUGGAGCUCAGAGACAUGAGUCUGCAGGCGCAGGACGAGCAGAAGCUGCUCCACGAGAACGAGGUUCUUCGUAGUCAGAACAUCAAGCUGUCGGAGGAAAAUGGCAAAUUGGUGGGACACAAGAACCACAAGCAGAAGAUCGAGUAUUUGGUCAAACUCAAAAAGGACAACACCCAUCUUCAGGAGGAGAACGUAAAGCUCCGGGCAGAGCUUUGCUUGUUGCGAGAGAGCGCUGGAUGUCCUCAGGAGACGGUGUGAAGCUCCAGUCUGUGGCCGGACAGUGAACGUCCUGCAGAGAAUCCACAUUACAGCUGCAACAGAAAAAGAUUGUGAUGUAUUGGGGUUUUUUUUCUCUCUCUCUCAUCUGUGAUACAAAGUGUGUAAUUUUACCUCUUGUGGGUUUUGAUGGGGGCUGUACUGCACCUUAUAAACAUCUGCUCUGGCAGCAGUGACGACCCCUACCUGGAACAAAACCUCCAUCGGCGCAGCUCCAACUUUUCUGGUGUCAGUACUUUCUGCCACGUUGGCCUCACGCUGCUUGGUUUUAUCUGCAAAUUUCUACAUGUUGACUGUAUGUCUGGUCCAUGAGUCCGUGGUAUGAUGUUUUUCAAUGAUUUAUUUUUUCCAUUGCAGGCCUGUGUCUUUCUCAGUACUGUAAUAAAAUGUUUUUUAAUAGCA